Messenger RNA from Anopheles arabiensis, 8364 nucleotides. It is a transcript of the gene par-1, whose product is annotated as MAP/microtubule affinity-regulating kinase 3. Gene Ontology annotation, cellular component: cytoplasm. Lineage: Eukaryota; Metazoa; Arthropoda; Insecta; Diptera; Culicidae. Gene Ontology annotation, biological process: microtubule cytoskeleton organization; intracellular signal transduction; protein phosphorylation. The record is from RefSeq and is a predicted model, not a curated record. The coding region runs from base 735 to 4952 and encodes 1405 amino acids. Gene Ontology annotation, molecular function: tau-protein kinase activity; ATP binding; protein serine/threonine kinase activity. The transcript is spliced from 19 exons.
GAGGCUGACUGACUGACUGGCUGAAUGGGCUGGCCCGGGUUCGACGGGACCCGACCGUUUUUAUUCCACCGUUGGCGUUCCGGCCGUUUGCAACGUUUCGCCGGGGCCCCGACAUAACGCGCGCGUAACUCGGCCGAGCAAGGCGAGCCGUCCGGUUCUCGUGCGGUUCGAGCGGAUAGUUUUUCGGUUAUUAUUUUUUUUCCGUUCGUUUUUUCCGUUGAGUUUCGCGUCGAAAAUACGAUCUUUUCUAUUAAAAAAAAAACCGUCAGUUUUAGUGUGUGCCUUUGAAGUUUAUUUGUUCCGUACGUUUUAGAGAAGAGAAGUGUACCAAAACAAGGAAACAGGAAGCUGAAAGUGAACGCAUGAAAUGGACACAACAACAACAAUACGCAAAGCAACCAAACACAGUGUGUGUCAGUGUGAUACGUUCACGGCAUAGCGCGUCAUCCAUCCGCACGAAGGUGUGCUUGCGAGAUAAAUAUAGCAGUGAGUGAGCUACUUUUGUAGCAACCAGAACCAGUAUCCAAGCAGGCGUCUUUUUGUGAAGAAUUAUACACACAGCUGAACGCAGUGUACACUCCGUCGCCAAGAAAACAACUUCCCCGUUAGUUGCAAGUGAAAAGUGUCCGUAAAAAGGGGAAAAACAGAACAAAACAGCAUCAUAAUUAAGCUAAAGCGUGCGCUCGGCUAGUGUGUAAAGUGCGUGCGUGUGUGUGUGUGUCCCUGAUGACGCUAUGUGCGAGGUCGCGACCCUGACCGACAGCAUCCAGCAGCAACCACCAUCAGCAGCACCAGCAGUACCACUACUAGUCGGCAUCAUGGGGCAAACCUCGUCCUCCGGGACGGCAGCAAGCAACAACAACAACAACCAUCUUCAGCAUGGCGGCACGGCCCGCAAUGGGAAGAAGAUGUACCACCGGCACAGUUCGGUCCAGCCAGCGCUGGCCAGCAUACGGCUGCUGAAGAAGGAGAAUUCGCUCACGGUCGGUGGCAGUGGGGCGAAGCGGGCCGAUACCGUGCUGCUCCAGAAGGCACGCACCGAAAGUCGCAACAUCGACCAGUACGGGCUGCUCCUGGCGAACGGUGGUGCAACCGGUACGAACGGUGCCGCAGCGGCAACAGUGCCGACGGUUACAGCGGCACCAUCCUGUCCGAGUGAGGCGACGACCGCUAGCAACGACCUAACCGUACUGCUGUCGUCCGGCAGUGCGGCCGACGUGGACCGCUCAGUGAACUCGGUGACGGGCAAUGGGGGGACAAGCAGUCGGGAGUUUUUCAAAUCGGGCGAUGAUACGUACCACCGGACGGACUGUUGCUACUACCGCACGAUGGACAAUGGCUACCACAAGCUGCCCUCCGACUCGUACCACAAAACGACCGAGGGUUGCUACGUCAAGAUGACGGAUGGGAGCUUCCGGCGGCUCGACCACACCCCCGGCAGUGUGACCGAUGGGGAAGAGGAUGGCUCAACCGUCCCGGCCGCAGCAGCAACUACUGCCGCCGCUCCGGUGCAGUACCGCGUCCGCAAUCCGAUGAUGAAGUUUCUCAAGCGCUCCAAAUCCCACACACCCGCCACGAUAGUGCAGCUGCAGAAAGAGAAAGAGCGGAAGGCGGCAGCAGCAGCGCCCCAGCACCACCGGCUCAGCACAAUCCAAUCGUCCGAGGGAGCCGGUGGCGAUGUAGGACGGCAGCAGGCUGCCGCGGCUGCAGCCGCACUCCUACAGCACGCCCAUCACCAUCAUCAAAAGUCUGUGCCAACUGCUGCGGGUUCGUUGCUAGUGUCGUCUUCAUCGCAGCAGCAACCGCUGCUGACUACCCGAGACUCCACGCAUCAGCAGCAGCAUUCCCAUUCGCACCAGCACCAUUCGCACCAUCACCAUCACCAUCACAACCAUGCCCAUCCACCGUCGGCGUCAUCGAUAGUGGAGCAGGGUAGUGGUGGGGCCGUCGUCACCAAGCAGCAACAACAGUCCAGUGCGGCCGUACCGAACCAUCAGAAUCGGCGCGUGAUGGUGACGAUGAUCGAUGGUGGGCUGCCGGUGGUGGCCAAGAGCAAGCCCAUCCACGACAAACCGAAGAGUGCCAAAGCCCGCGUCCAGGAGGUGAAAAGGGACAAGGGCUCCCCAAAUAUGCAAAUGCGCGGUACGCCCGCCCGGUGGCGAUCGGGCGAGGAGCACAUCGGCAAGUACAAGCUGCUGAAGACGAUCGGCAAGGGCAACUUUGCGAAGGUGAAACUGGCGAAGCACGUCCCCACCAACAAGGAGGUCGCCAUCAAGAUCAUCGAUAAGACGCAGCUGAAUCCUUCCUCACUGCAGAAGCUAUACCGCGAGGUGCGGAUAAUGAAAAUGCUCGAUCAUCCGAACAUCGUGAAGCUGUUUCAGGUGAUCGAAACGGAAAAGACGCUCUACCUGGUGAUGGAGUACGCGUCCGGUGGCGAAGUGUUCGACUAUCUCGUCGCCCACGGCAAGAUGAAGGAGAAGGAGGCUCGCGCCAAGUUCCGACAGAUCGUGUCCGCCGUACAGUACUGCCAUCAGAAGCGAAUUAUACACAGAGAUUUGAAAGCGGAAAACCUGCUGCUCGACAGCGAGAUGAACAUCAAGAUAGCGGACUUUGGCUUCUCGAACGAGUUCACGCCCGGCUCGAAGCUGGACACGUUCUGCGGUUCGCCACCGUACGCAGCGCCCGAGCUGUUCCAGGGCCGCAAGUACGACGGGCCGGAGGUGGACGUGUGGUCGCUCGGCGUCAUCCUCUACACCCUGGUGAGCGGUUCGCUGCCGUUCGACGGUGCCACGCUGAAGGAGCUGCGCGAGCGCGUCCUGCGGGGCAAGUACCGCAUUCCCUUCUACAUGUCGACCGACUGCGAGGUCCUGCUGAAGAAGUUCCUCGUCCUCAACCCAUCGAAGCGCGCCAACCUCGAAACGAUCAUGAAGGACAAAUGGAUGAACAUGGGCUACGAGGACGAUGAGCUGAAGCCGUACGUCGAACCGUUGCCCGAUCUGAAAGAUCAGAAACGGAUAGGUAAGACGGAAGCGUUAGUCGCGAUGGGCUACAAUAGGCAAGAUAUUGAAGAUUCAUUGGCAAACACCAUGUACGAUGACGUAUUCGCCACUUAUCUACUGCUCGGGAGAAAAAGCACCGACUCCGAGUCGGACGGGUCCCGGUCCGGAUCGUCCCUGUCGUUACGUAACAUUGCCGGCAACGAGGGUGCCGCAGCCGGUAACUCCCAGGUGCAAAGCCCAACGCAUCGCGGCGUGCAUCGAAGCAUAUCCGCGUCCAGCACCAAACCGAGCCGGCGAGCUUCCAGCGGUGGCGAAACUCUGCAAAUCUUCCAACGCUUCAUUACAGGCGUCGGUCCAACGACGGCCGUGGCCGCAGCCGCAGCUGCCGCCGCCGUCGGUGCCGGUGGUGGCGGCGUGGGCGGCGGCGGCGGUGGUGGCGCUGUUGUCGGCAGCAUGGCAGCGGCGGGCGGUGGCGCCGGGACUGGCACGGUGGUGGGUGGCGGUACCGGCGGCGGUACGGCCAACGUCACCGGGAACAGUGUGCUCGCCGGUGCGACCAACAACCACAGUUCGGGCACGGGCGGUAGUGGCGGCGGUGCAUCUGAAAGAACAUCGAUAAGCAGUAAUUUCAAGCGUCAAAAUACAAUCGACUCGGCGACGAUCAAGGAAAACACGGCACGACUGGCCGCACAGAACCAGCGACCGGCUUCGAGCAUAACUAAACCGAUUACCUCGGUAGACAACUCAUCGAUCUCCAGCCCGGCGAAAGCGCGUACUACCAGCAGCAGUACGAGUACCAAGUACGAUCCGAGCAACGGCUCCCGGACAGUAGGCCCCAGUGCCGGCCUAAUGCCUAGACGGUCCACGACGCUGUACGAGAAAACGUCGUCCACAGAAAAGACAAACUCCACCACGGAUCCAACUAGCAACAGUUUCGUCGCACCAAUACCCGAAUUCAACCGUGGCAACUCAGCAUCGGCAGCUACUAGUGGUGCGGGUAGUGGCGGUGGUGGUGGUGGUGGCGGGGUAGCCAACAGUGGCAGCGCUAACACCACCGGCACGGGAACGACCGGGGUCACGACCGGUAGCACCGCGGGCGGUGGCGGCGGCGGCGGCGGCGGCACCACCACCACUGGCACUAUGGGCGGCAGCGGUAGUGUUAGUGUUGGCGGUGCCGGUAGCGUUACCGGUGGUGGCAACGGUGGUAGUAACAUUGGAGGAGGCGGCGGCGGCGGCGGUGGCGGCACCGGUAAGGGACAUGUCAAGAGUGCAUCCGUCUCCAGUCCCGGUCCGUCUGCCGACAGUACUACCAAUAGUGCCGCCACGAACGAUCCCCUCAGACAAAGCAUGGUGAAUCGCAAUAGUCUUACACCAGCCGUUAAUUCUUCCAGACAACCGGUUGCAUUUCCCAGGAAUGUUCCAUCGCGAUCGACUUUCCAUUCGGGACAAACCAGAGCCCGAAACAGCACGGUAUACGCCGGAACGGGCGGGAACGUCGGUGAUUCGCCACACUCUGGCAAGACUUUCUUGCAAAGACUUACUACCAGAUUUAGCAAACGGGACAAUUUGCGGCUGCCAUCCGAAAGGCCCAACGAUGGCCAAGCAAAUACUUCAACAAGUACAGCUAGUACGAACACGGAGGAACCGGUAAAGCCACGUGUACUGCGCUUCACCUGGUCGAUGAAGACAACCUCCCCCCGGCUGCCGGACGAAAUCAUGGCCGAAAUCCGGUCCGUGCUGGACAAGAACAAUUGUGAUUAUGAGCAGCGAGAACGAUUCGUGCUGCUGUGCGUACACGGCGACCCGAACACCGACUCGCUAGUGCAGUGGGAAAUUGAGGUCUGCAAGCUGCCCCGGCUAUCGCUGAAUGGUGUCCGGUUUAAGAGAAUAUCGGGCACCAGCAUCGGCUUCAAGAACAUUGCGUCGAAGAUCGCGUACGAUCUACGUCUGUGACUCGAUACAAAAUCGGAAGAGUAUCACUCGGUCGGGAGCGAUACGACCCAGGACGAUGGCGACGACGGUGGCGACGACGACGAUGGGACAGCUAGCGGUGGUGGUGGUGGUCUAACGGAAGCGGAAUCAGAAUCGGAACAGAAGCGCAGCAAUCAUCAUCAUCAUGCACGGAAAGAGGGGGGUAACGGCGGGGACGGCAGCGUGGAACCGGUGGACCCGUUCGUCCCGGGCGGCAGUGUCCGGAUGCGGUCGAAAACACCCUCGGCGGCAGGUGCCACCGGCGGUGGCAGCAAACGCUGGUCGCUGGUCGUGGUCGAUGGGCGUUCGUCGUUGCGACGCAAGGAGAAGGAAAGGAUCAGCAGCCACCAUCAGCAGUCGCUACCGCGCCAGCGAAAGGAAAAGAUGAAAGAGGAAGACACUGGGCCUACGACGACGACGACGCCAUCCCGAACCGAGACUGUUGCUACUACUUCCGGUAAUGAAGGAGGAGGAGAGGGAGAAGGCAGUGGUGAUGGGGGUGGUGGUGGUGGUGGUGGUGGUGGCAGCACCGGCACCGGAUGUCAACCCGCCGGCUACAACAGCCUCUUCGCCUCGCUGCUGCGUACCACCACGCUGUGAGCUGUAAAGAGAAGCUGAAACAAACAAACGCAAAACAACCACCACCAACCUACUACUACUGACUGUUAGUUAAAUCAAUUAUAGUUGUACACACACACACAGACACCACUUCACACCGACCUAUCUUUAUAACCUAACCUACCUACCAACCUACCUGCUGUUGGCGUGUACUGAGUACUGUGUGUCGGCAAAGCGCGCAACGACGCAGCAGAGAAUCACUGUUGCGCAUACGCAUACCGCGCAUACCGCACUGUUACGCACCAGGAUAAGAAAAUGCGCGUAGCAGCGCAGAAGAGGGACGCACAGGAGGAAGCGGAAAUUGCUGCUGGAAAACAAAACGCCCGGAAAACAUAAAACAUAAAAUUGCCUUCAUCCUCAGAGGCGCCCAGAUGCGAAGGGACAACCUUUUUGAAGAGAUAGAGAGAGACACUCACCCCUAGAAAGGCAACUACAGGCCACAACUAUCCCCCUCCCCUCCCUUCGUAAAAGUAAUUCACAGAAUUUAAGCAUAGAAAAAGUGAAGCAGAAGAAACAUGUGAACAAACUGAUAGUAUUCGCUGAUAAAAUAUCGUCGUAAAUUGUUACAUGUAGUAGGGGGUGGGGUACAGUGAGAUAGAAGGAAGACAUUGACAUUGGAUCUUACUACUACCACCGUUGUGUCUGGAAGAAGAGGGGUAAAGGUGGCGCCACACUUACUGUGCGUGCUGCGCUAUUUUAUUCGCGCGACUGUGUGUAGGCAAGCGUGUUCCGCGGGGUGUAUUGUGACCCUCCCCCUCGGCCGAAAAGACCGUGACUGAUUUUACUAGCCGACACUAGAGAGACACACACACAGACAUACACACAAAACGGAGAAUAAGGGAAGCGAAACAAACGCGCCUGUGUGUGUGCAGUACUGUUUAAGCAAAUCUUCUAUAACCCGACUCCCCUUUCUCAGCAUUUUAUAUAUCACGUGCCCGUUUUUUCUCGCGCAUGGUCUUUAGUAAUUAUUGCACUGCGAUAAAGCAUAGAAGAAGCAAGAGAAGAAAAAAAACACAAAAAAGAGGAUAAAAAAGAAGCACAUUUACAACAAUCACACAUAAACACACACACACCUUCCCGUUGCCGUUGUUGUUGUUAUUGAUGUUGUGUCGGUUCUUAGCCGGUCGCGCUUCCUAUAUUACAGCAAUCCUAGUAGCCGUAGCAACAGCAGCAGCAACAGCUGUGUGUGUGCCUCUGCGAACAAGCAACCACGUGGGUGAUGCGCUGUACGCAAAAGGAGGGCGCGCGCGCACACACACGUGCGCAAUGUAAAGUGUUGUGGACAGACCGCUGCCUCAUCCUGAGGGCAUUCAUUUGUGCGGACACAACAUAAAGUAAAGCUGGGUGGUGGUACCGUCAUAUAAAUAUUUCCUGUUUUCGAUCGGUAGCGAAAUGAUAUGAAAUUAUUAAGCUGAUGUGGGGUGGGCUUUGGUGUGAGAGGUUGAGAGUGACACACAAUUGUAUAGAGAAACGUUUAAUCUCGUUGCCUCAUUGUGUUGUGUUUGUGUACACACCUUUUGAACACACGCAUCAUAAACACAUUAUCCUAUCCCCUUUGCAUUCGCUCCGGUGUCCGGUGUUUUUUUCCACUGUGCUGUGCGUCAUGUCAUUUUCUUCCGAUACAAUUCCAGUAGUAUAGGAAGGAAGAGAGGGAGGGAGAAACUGAAGAAGAAAAAAACUUAAAAAAUGGUUUCUAUACUGCUACUAUAGGCCAUUCAGCGCUUUUAGUACGUCCCCUGUGCUGUCACCUGAAGAAUGUAGACACGUACCCUCAAGGCUCUCGGCAUAAAGUACGCGCCGCACCACACGCUUUAUUCUCUCCACCAUCAUCCCGUUUUAUAUAUUGUGUAUAAGGACAGAAAACCCUACUCCACCCUCCCUUCCUCCCUCCCGCUAAUUAUACAUAAUAUUACUAUUAUGCAAUAUAAAGUAAUAGCCGUUCGAUCGUGUGUUUGUAAUAAGUGUGUGUGUGUGUGCGUGUGGUGUAGAAGCUUAAACGUCGAGACAACAAAAAAACCCCUCGAUCCCCCUGAUAUCGACGAUCGUUUAACAGUCGCGAAGAGGAAAGGGGGAAGAAGAAAAUGAACAAAGGUUUAAAAACAAAACAGUAAAUCCACUAAACGAAACGAUACGGGGUGUGCACAUCCCCCUUUUCCUUCGUAUGUUCCCGUUUUCUUAUCCGAUCUGCUAGAGAUGUGCUUGCUGCUACCUACAUUUUGAGUGUGUAAGUUCGAGCAGAUGAUCGCUCGAUAUCCUGAAAGUGCAACAAUUAUUUAUUACGUUCGGGACAGGUGAACUAAAGCUGACACAAAAACACGGACGAGAAAGGAUUACAAAAGUAGUAGUAGUAGUAGUAAAACAAAAAAGGGUAAAAUGCUGCUGCUGCGGCGCCGUGUCGUGUCCACGUUUUGAUUGCACAGGAAAGGGAGGAAUAGUGGGGAGGGAAGGAGAGAGAUGAAAACAAAACAAUGAACAAACGUUUGAAGAAAGUUGAAAAAAAGAGAAACAAACGUUAAAGUGGUGUGUGGAUGAAGUACUACGUAGUAGAUCGCCUGGUGUGGCACCCGAAAGGAGAGCCGCAAUGAUGGCGCAUUAUGAAAAGGCUAAUUAAAUAUUAUUUCUAUUACGCAGAGCCGAGCACGCAUCGAGCAUGUGUGUGUGUGUGGGUGAGUGAAUGUGUGGGCGCGCACCCCCACAUAAACAAACGAGAAAUUGAAAGAAAGUAUAUAUUGCUAGUUAUUUGUUAGAGUAAAUUGAAGAAAGAGAGAGAGAGAGA